This is a messenger RNA of Humulus lupulus (European hop), 5421 nucleotides long. RefSeq names its product protein transport protein SEC16A homolog. Gene Ontology annotation, cellular component: endoplasmic reticulum exit site; ER to Golgi transport vesicle membrane. Lineage: Eukaryota; Viridiplantae; Streptophyta; Magnoliopsida; Rosales; Cannabaceae. The record is from RefSeq and is a predicted model, not a curated record. The coding region runs from base 379 to 4800 and encodes 1473 amino acids. Gene Ontology annotation, biological process: Golgi organization; COPII vesicle coat assembly; autophagy. The transcript has 14 exons.
UAAAAAAAUGACACGAUGGAGGUCUUGGUGGGUGGGUAGUGCAAAAUCGAGGGUUGUCUUCUUUCAUGGGCUACGACACUCUCUCGCUCUCUCUCUCCUUCUCUCUCUCUCUAGCUCUGCAUUUGCGAUCCUUGAUCUGUGAGCCCUAGAUCUUCAUCAUUUUCGCGCUUAAUUUCUUUGAUUUAGGUUUAGGACCUUGCCCUGCGGAUUUCCAGGACCAAUUUUGGUGGAUUUUUGCCGGGAUCUCGACCUUUUCUUUCUCCUCCAAGCUCCGAUUUUUGCCGCGCCGGAAGCUGUUUGUUUUGGGGUUCUGAAUUCAGUGAGAUCGAGAAGGAAAAAGGAAAAGGGAUCGUAGGGGGAUUUUAGUUAGUAAGGUCGAUGGCUUCUAAUCCUCCUCCAUUCGAGGUGGAGGAUCAGACGGAUGAGGAUUUCUUCGAUAAAUUGGUGGACGAUGAUUUUGGUCCCACGGAAUCAUCCGCCCCGAAAUUCACCGAGGGAAAUGAUUCCGACGAUGCUAAGGCCUUUGCUAAUCUUAGCAUUGGGGAUGAAUCUCCUGCAUUGGAGGAUUUCAGCCGUGAAGGUGGGGUUGAUGAACCGAAAACUGAAAAGGGUGCUGCCCAAAUGGAUGCGGUUGAUGUGUCUGAGCAAAUUAGCGAAAAGGGUGUUGUUGAAGUUAGUGCGAAAGAUGAAAACUCUGGUGUAUCUGCGAGCUCAACCUUGUUAGAUGCGGCUCUCGAACCUAAAAAUGACGGGGCAGGAUCUGAAUUGAGGUCAGAUUCCGUUAGCAAUGAAUCCGGCAGUGCAGGGUUUAAGGUGGUGGGAUGGAGUUCGUUCCAUGCUGAUUCUGCUCAGAAUGGGGGUCAUGGGUUUGGAUCCUACUCCGACUUUUUUAGUGAAUUGGAUGCAGGUGUUUCUGGUGAAGUUCCUGGAAAAGUUGGCGAAGAUUUGACAACUCAAGCGAAAAUUGCCGCUGCUAACGAAGAGCAUAGAGAUGAAAGUUUGAACGGUAUGGUUAAUUAUGCACAACAUCAGGAAGGUCAAAAUUUUGGUGCUCAUGUGGAGCAAAAUACAAAUGUGCAGGAUCUAAAUACCAGUCAAUACUGGGAAAAUCUAUAUCCGGGAUGGAAGUACGACCUAAACACUGGGCAAUGGUACCAAGUGGAUGUUGUUGAUCCCACAGCACAUGCUCAAAGUAGCUUUGGAACGAAUUCAGCCAGUGACUGGACUGCUAUUUCUGAUGUUAAAACUGAGAUUUCUUACAUGCAGCAAACGCCUCUCUCUGCUGUGGGAACUGCUGCCAAAACCAAUACUUAUACGGAGCAAUCGCCUAUUUCUUUUGUGGGAACUGCUGCCGAAACCAAUACCUAUAUGCCGCAAGCAUCUACUUCUGUUGUGGGAACCGCUGCCGAAACCAAUACUUAUAUGCAGCAAACGUCUAAUUCUGUCGUGGGACAUGCUACCGAAACCAGUGCAAGUCAGAGCGUGUCCAACUGGAAUCAGCCUUCCCAAGCAAAUAAUGGGUAUCCUGAACAUAUGAUUUUUGAUCCCCAGUAUCCUGGUUGGUAUUAUGACACAAUCGCCCAAGAGUGGCGAUCUCUGGAUACUUAUACUUCAACUGUUCAAUCGACUGUUCAGGACUAUAGUCAGCAGAAUCAAAACGGGGUUGUUUCAAGUAAUAUGUAUUCUCAGAACAAAAGUAGUUCGUUUGAAGAGUAUAGGCAGGAUGACAAAUAUGGGUCAAGAGGCCUUGGUGGCCAAGGUCAAGAAGGUGGAUGGACUGGAUCUUAUAAUAGUAGUAAUCAAAACAAUCAGAAUAUGUGGCAAGCUGAAGUACCUAAGAGUGCAACCUUAACAGCAUUUGGUGGAAGUCAGCAAUUGAGUAAUUCUUAUGGUUCACAAUUUUCUACAAAUGAAAAUCAGCAGGCAUCGUUGAGUUCUUUUGGAGCAGUUCAAUCGUACAAUAGAACUAAUCAGGGGCACAAUGAAGCCAACGGGACUAUGGGGUUUCAGGGUUUCAACGCUGUAACCCAGCCGUUUAAUCAAGCAAAUGUUAGCGACCAAAAUUAUAUCUCAAAUGAUUACUAUGGCAAUCAGAAACCUGCGAAUUUUUCUCAACAAUUAUUUUCUAGUGGCAACCAGUUACCUUAUUCUCCCAGUGUCGGAAGGUCACCGGAUGGGCGUCCUCUACAUGCUCUAGUAACUUUUGGGUUUGGAGGAAAACUCAUAGUAAUGAAGGAUCAUAGUAACCUUGGGAACUCAUCUUAUGGAAGCCAGGGUCCCGUUGGAGGCAUAGUUUCUGUUCUGAAUUUGCAAGAAGUUGUGACAGAGAACACCAAUGUUUCAACUAGUGGGAGCUGUAAUUACCUUCGAGCUUUGUAUCAACAGUCCUUUCCUGGUCCAUUGGUUGGCGGAAAUGUAGGAAGUAAAGAAUUGAAUAAAUGGAUAGACGAGAGAAUUACAAAUUGUGAUUCAUCUGACAUGGAUUCCAAGAAAGCUCAAACAUUGAAGUUGCUACUUUCCUUGCUUAAGAUAGCUUGCCAACAUUAUGGAAAACUUCGUUCUCCUUUUGGUUCCGAAGUUGCAUUGAAAGAUAAUGAUACCCCAGAAUCAGCAGUUGCUAAACUUUUUGCUUCAGCAAAGAGGAGUAGUGCACAAUUCAGUGAGUAUGGUGCUGUUAACCACUGCUUGCAGAAACUACCUUCUGAAGCAGAACUACAGGCAACUGCUUCUGAGGUGCAAAAUCUUCUAGUUUCUGGUAGAAAGAGAGAGGCUUUACAGUAUGCACAAGAAGGUCAAUUGUGGGGCCCUGCACUUGUUCUUGCUUCACAACUUGGUGAUCAGUUCUAUGUCGAUACUAUCAAGCAAAUGGCUUUUCACCAACUUGCUGCGGGAUCCCCUCUGCGGACUCUAUGCCUGCUUAUAGCUGGGCAACCGGCCGAAGUGUUUUCUGUAAAUGCUAUUGCUGAUGGCAGUCUUCCAGGCUCUGUUACAAUGUUUCAACAGCCUGCACAGUUUGGUACCAGUGGCAUGCUUGAUGACUGGGAGGAGAAUCUAGCUGUAAUAACUGCAAACAGAACUAAAGAUGAUGAGUUAGUAAUCAUCCAUCUUGGAGACUGCCUGUGGAAAGAAAGGAGUGAGAUUACUGGAGCACAUAUCUGCUAUGUAGUUGCGGAAGCAAACUUUGAGUCAUACUCAGACAGUGCAAGACUCUGUCUGAUUGGAGCAGAUCACUGGAAAUUUCCUCGGACAUAUGCUAGUCCAGAGGCUAUUCAGAGGACUGAGUUAUACGAAUACUCAAAGGUGCUUGGGAAUUCUCAGUUUAUCUUGUUGCCAUUUCAACCAUAUAAAUUAGUCUAUGCUCACAUGCUUGCUGAAGUGGGAAAGGUUUCAGAUUCAUUGAAAUAUUGUCAAGCAAUAUUGAAGUCUCUGAAAACUGGUAGAGCACCUGAAGUAGAAACAUGGAAACAAUUAGUAUUAUCACUUGAAGAGAGGAUUAGAACCCAUCAACAGGGAGGAUACGCUUCAAAUUUGGCUCCUACAAAAUUAGUUGGAAAAUUACUGAACUUUUUCGAUAGUACUGCACAUCGUGUUGUUGGAGGAUUGCCACCACCUGCACCGUCUACGUCACAUGGAAGUGUCCACGGUAAUGAACAUUUGCACCAGCAGCAGAUGGCUCCUAGAGUAUCAAGUAGUCAAUCAACAAUGGCUAUGUCAUCUUUAAUGCCUUCUGCUUCGAUGGAACCCAUCAGUGAGUGGGCUGCCGAUGGCAAUAAAAUGACAAUGCCUAAUAGAAGUGUUUCAGAGCCAGACUUUGGUAGAACUCCAAGACAAGUUGAUUCAUCAAAGGAAGUAACCUCAGCUGAUUCACGAGGAAAAGGAUCAGCCUCUGGGGGGACAUCUCGCAUGUCACGUUUCGGUUUUGGGUCACAGUUGCUGCAAAAAACAAUGGGCCUAGUUUUAAGGCCUCGCUCUGGUCGCCAGGCUAAAUUAGGUGAAGAGAACAAAUUCUAUUAUGAUGAAAAGCUGAAGAGGUGGGUAGAAGAAGGUGUUGAGGCCCCUGCUGAAGAAGCUGCUCUGCCUCCUCCUCCAACAAUGACAGCCUUCCAGAAUGGAAUGUCUGAUUACAGUCUGAAAUCUGCAUUGAAGAGUGAGGUAUCUCCUCCUGGAGGUAGUCCUGACUCAAAAAGUUCAACUCCAGAAUAUUCUUCAGGGAUCCCACCUAUUCCACCUAGUUCAAAUCAAUUCUCAGCACGUGGACGGAUGGGUGUUCGUUCAAGGUACGUUGACACUUUUAACCAGGGUGGUGGUAGGCCAGCAAACUUGUUUCAGUCACCCUCUAUACCAUCUGUUAAGCCAGCUGUUGCUGCCAAUGCAAAGUUUUUCAUUCCUACCCCUGCCUCCGGAGAACAGUCAAUGGAGGCUAUAGCAGAAAGCGUGCAUGAAGACGUGCCAACAGUGGGGGCGCAUGAAGAAGCUUCCACAUCUACCGUGAAUGAUGCGGCAUUCCAGGUUCCCCCGCCGUCAGCAUCCAUUCAAAGGUUCCCAAGCAUGGGGAACAUUCCAAGCCAGCGAGUGAUGUCAAAUGGCAAUGGCUCCCUUUCUUCACACUCGCGAAGAACAGCCUCAUGGAGUGGAAGUUUUAACGAUUCAUUUACCUCUCCAAAAGGAACCGAAGUAAAACCUUUAGUAGCAGCCUCGGGCAUGCCUCCGACCAUGUUUUCACCCAGUGACCCAUCUUUGAUGCGUACACAGAUGAAUGGUGGCAAUUUUGCUGAUGAACUCCAGGAAGUGGAGCUUUGAGAGCCAAGUCUAAGAUGUACAUAUUGAGUUUUGUUCCUCGUGAUCAAAUACAAAAUAGUUGUGGGAUGAAUGUUCAUGUUCCUGCCCUUGCAUCCCUCAGAAAAUCAAAAUGGUGGGUAUGGUAUGGUAUGGUAUAUGGUAUGAGUUGGAAUUUGAGUUUAUACAAAAAGUAAAUGGAAUGUUUUCCUUUGCCUUAUGCCUCCUUAAUCUGCCAUGAAUGAAGUUGGGUGCAAUUCUAUGUACUAUUAUUAACUACACCGGAGUCACCAUCAUCUGAGGCUUGAGGAGCUGGUUUUAUAUGGGCACACACCUCUGUACAGUUCAUUUAUUCAUUUGUUGGAAGACCAAACCAAAAAAAGGAAGGCCCUUUUGAGGUGUAGACAAAAGGGAGUCUCCAUAGAUCUCAAGGGGAGAUGAGAUAAGAUGAUAGUGUAUUGAGUUUAGACAAAGGAAAAAAAGAAACACAAACAAAUAAAAUUCUAUGCUUGUGCCUUUCGAAUCUUUUUUUAGUGCACUAUGAAAUUGAAUCAAAUGUUAAAAUUAUUUACCCCAUUUUUUGCUUUAACAUGUCACUAAUAUAUUUUUGUGAUAAUGAAGAAUUUCCAACUUGCUUUGCUUUCA